AUGUCCUGGACUUCCUUGGAUGAAGAUGCCGCGACAUCCUCAAGUGACGAGGACGAGGACCUCGCGAAAGGAGAUAAUAAUCCCGUACGGCAUAUGAAUAGAAUGAUCGAAAAUAUAGAGAGGGAAAGUAAAAAGUUACCGUAUUCCGGACUUGGGGAAGGAUUGCAGGUCAAAGAACCUCACAGUUAUGUCUCUAAGGACCAGGACCCGAACCCUGUCAUCCAAGAACAAAACUCGGACAAUGAGAUCCUCUCGCAAAAAGCAUCCAGAUCCCAGCUGAAAUUUCAUACGAUUUUGGCUAGCAAGGACGAGCAUAUUCGUACCUUGCAGAAACUUGUAAACGGCCAAAGAGAGCAGCUGUAUCAUUUCCUCAACAUGUCUAUGAAGAAGGAAACUUUACUUAAGUUAAAAAAGACCUGUCGAGAGACAGAGGCACUAAGUCAAAAUGAAAACAUGUGCAUGGCACUGGACAAGUUCAAAUACGAAAACAAUUUGCCCACUGAACAAACUAUGGUUCGGAAAGACGUGUCCAGAACUUUGCUGAAAUUGGAAAGACUCAUGAGACAUCAGGUAAGGCUUGUGAAAGGUAUGGAAUUGGGCGUCAUUGACGAAGAUCUCGAAGGCACGAGUAACUCCGUUCAGAUCAGCUGUAUUCGUCGUGAGAACGAGUUCACAGACGUUCAAAGGUUGUCAAAAGGCACGAAAAAUAUUCAACGCAAAAUACGAAUGCUGAAGAUUCAGUUAAAGAAGUUGGCUUUGAUCGAAGAAGAGCGGAUCGAUUUGGUAGAACGUGUUUACUCCAUUCCAUCCGAUCAACGACAGUAUUAUGCUCACCUGGCGGUGAUUGAGCGAGAGAAAAGUCAGCUUCUAUGUGAAAUCGACAAGCUUAGAGAAAAUUAUAGAAACCUAAAGCAGAAGUGUUGCUUGCUAGAAGGAACUGACGUGGGCCUAAGCGGAAAUAACGAUGGCAAGAUCGAAGGUAUUGACCUGAACACAAUGAAGACUGGUUCGAAAACGCACUUGAAAACGUCCCUGGUCGCAAUGACGAAAGAUGAGAAAGGGAAAUUGAGCUCGGAUUCCGUCAAGUUGUACAAUGAAAACGCAGAAAUGGCCGAACGGCUGAAGAACUUCGAUAACCUAAAACGGGAGCGUGACGAUUUGAAACGCGAAAUCGAAGUACUGGUGGAGAAUUGUCUUCGGCUUCAGGGCGAAGUCAAAGCGCUUCGUAUGGCCAGCCGAUCGGAUGAUCUACUCGAGCAACUUCGUCAGGCUUGUUUGGAAAGAGAACAGCUCAGAACGAAGCUCGAUCGACUGACGAAGGAGGGUCCGGGUGUUUUGAGAAUUUGCGGUGAAACGGCGAGCAAAGUUGCCGAAGAAAGAGACCAGCUUCGACUUAAGGUUCUGCCGAACUUCUCAGCUUGUGGAAACAUCACGAGACCAUUCCACCUUCGACUUUUUCAGCUUGCCGAGUAUCUGACUAUGGAAGAAGACGUCAAGUCAUUGCGUUUCAAGGCCAGCCAGGCUGAAGCCUGUCGCGUCGAAGUGGAGAGAUUAAAAGUGGUGGUUGCGGAACUUGAAGAAGUAAAAGCAGCGCACAUAGCUUUGCUGGACAAGAAUGGAAGUAAUCCCAACUUAGUCAGUCCCCUUGACAGAGACAUGUACAGAAAUAUGUCGAAGCAAUUACAGCAUCUGAGGGAAGCAGAAAAGCAGAGAGAGUGGUUGGUUCUCGAAAUAUCUAGAUACAAAUACGCUCUUCUGAGACAAGAAGAGGAGGUCAAAGACUUGGUCGAUACCGUCGACAAAUUGAUGGACCACAUAAAGACUCUCAGAAUCAACUCGACUGUAAAUCCUGCGGAAGGGACUCCCGAUGGACCGGAAGUAAUCGCAGUAUUGAACGCUGAGGAGGAAAAACGGCUCGAUAUGAUUCGAAACAGAAUAUGCCAUGAUACUUUAAAAACUGCGCCGCCGCCGCAGGAAGAAACGUUCUCGGAAAGCACUCCUGAAAAAACUACCUUCAUUAAUUCUUUGAAGGUAAUAUUAGAACAACACUCACUGUCAUGGUAA
Diprion similis is the source of this 2064-nucleotide messenger RNA. RefSeq lists its product as uncharacterized. The coding region runs from base 1 to 2064 and encodes 687 amino acids. The record is from RefSeq and is a predicted model, not a curated record. The transcript has 8 exons. NCBI's taxonomy places the organism in Eukaryota, Metazoa, Arthropoda, Insecta, Hymenoptera, Diprionidae.